Molecule: messenger RNA, 1065 nt
Organism: Cantharellus anzutake
Lineage: Eukaryota; Fungi; Basidiomycota; Agaricomycetes; Cantharellales; Hydnaceae
Product: transcription factor TFIIH subunit p52/Tfb2
Exons: 10
Coding region: 1-1065 (354 amino acids)
Biological process (GO): nucleotide-excision repair
Cellular component (GO): transcription factor TFIIH holo complex; transcription factor TFIIH core complex
Molecular function (GO): double-stranded DNA binding; ATPase activator activity
Source: RefSeq, a predicted model, not a curated record
AUGGUUUCACCAACUCACGAGCAUGCCCUUCUUCCGUUCCUGAGAGCCCAGUCACAGAACACUCUUGUGAGGCUGUACGCGCGCCCUUCGGCAUGCCUUUCCGUCUUUAGGCAAGUUUUGCCGCUACUUCUGGCCCCUUUGGAAAGGCACAUUUUGCUAUCAUUGCUCUGGCUCGAUGGAGGCUUGCAGCCACAGAGUCUGGAUGCUUGGGUUAAGGGAACGAAUGCAGCUAAAAUGCAACAUUCUAUCUCCUCUCUCAAAGCCUUAUACGUUGUGCCUGAGACAAAUGCAAGUAUUUCGCUAAAUCCAAUUUUCCGCGAGGGUCUACGAGUUGCUAUUCGGGGUGGAGGCCAACAUAACUCUUUUGGGACUCCCUCCGAGAAGAGUGACGGAUCUAUUAGGGAACGAGGUGGCGACGGGAGAAAGCAGCCCGUCUCGAUCGAGUUCCUCGAUAAGCACGCAUCACAAAAGUGGGAGGCAAUAUUGCAUUUUAUGGUGUCAUCUGGAGCGGAAGGGGGGCCACGACCUUCGGAAGGUGUUCUGUAUCUGCUUAGGAAAGGUGGCCUCAUGGCUGCCAUUUCCCCAGGUUCACCGCAUAUGAGUAUUACGUCCCGCGGCUUCCAAUUCCUCCUACAGCCUCCUCAUGAGCAGCUUUGGGAUCUAUUGUCACAGUCGUUACAAAUGUCGGAGGUUCGCGGCAUGGACAUCGUUGAAGUGCUCAGCUUUCUCUUCAUGCUCUCGACCAUGGAACUUGGCCAAGAUUACUCUACCGAACUGUUGACGGAAACCCAGCAGGUCAUGCUUGAAGAUUUCCGGGAUUACGGUCUCGUGUACCAACGGAAGGCCAAAUCGAAACGCUUUCACCCAACGCGACUCGCUACCACUCUGACCUCGUCCGUCCCACCUCUUCUUGCGUCAAGCAUGAACACUGGUGCACCACCAGGAGCCCCAGACCAACAAGGUUUCAUUAUCAUUGAGACUAACUAUCGACUAUAUGCUUACACAGGUAAGAUAGCAUUCACGACGCGGGACCCACUCACCAUCCAAAAUACUUCAUCCAGAUAA